GCGCGGUUUCCGUACGGCUGAGCAUCGCGGCGGGCGAAAUCGCAGAUUGUUGCCGACACACCAACAUUGCAGUGCAGCUCCCAUCGGCCGAGGCAUGCGGGAUCAAUCCACAGAGGAAGAGCCAUCCGAGAGAGGAUGCAGGGCUGCGAGAUGUAAGGUGGGCACGAAAAGGAAACCCGACCCGGCAUUUGGAGACCCGUUGCCCGCGAAGAGAGCACGAUUGGCACAGGCUGGAACUCAACAACCAGGCACUGAGGACGAGGAAGCAGAGCAAGCGGCCAAGGUAUAACAGCAUUCUCACUUACGGGACAAUAACUAAUGAGCGUGCUUGGACAGACUGCCUUGCAACACAAGCUAUUCCUCCGAUUCACGACUGUCGUCAUACCACGGGAGCAGGUCCGCGCGGCCGGCUGUCCAAGACUACGGGGCUUUCUCUAUCGGCUACGCAAUGGACAGCAGACGGAACUCGACUUCCAACGGCUCUGUCGUUACCCCUAUAACCAGACAGCCCAGCCUUCUUUCGCCGACGGAUUGAGAGCGAUCACGCCUCUAAACCUGGAUAGAUAGGACCUGAAUAUGGCAGCUGUUAUGCAAUGGGCACGCGCCCAUGGCAAGCACAUCUCCAUUUUCAUCGCAAAACACGACACAGAAGCAGGGAAGCAGCUUAGUGUAGAGGAGUUGAGCAAUGUGCUCCGCCACGGGGACGACUCUCAGCUUCCAACUCCUGGCUUGUUCUUCUACGCACAAGGGAUGCCAGUACGACCGCCUGGACUUCACCCGGGCAUAGCAUAUGCAGGUAAUAAAUGAAAGAUAUCCUUCAUUCAGGUAUACCAAUUUCACGCUCUCCCCGAUCGUAGCUUAACGCCAUGAACGCUUUCUAUAUGAUUCCUAAAAUGGUCCAUUAAUGAUUCCUAAAAUGGUCCAAGUGCCUCAGCUUCACCCCCU
Lasiosphaeria miniovina is the source of this 945-nucleotide messenger RNA. RefSeq lists its product as uncharacterized. The transcript has a single exon. The record is from RefSeq and is a predicted model, not a curated record. The coding region runs from base 319 to 567 and encodes 82 amino acids. Lineage: Eukaryota; Fungi; Ascomycota; Sordariomycetes; Sordariales; Lasiosphaeriaceae.